Messenger RNA from Pangasianodon hypophthalmus (striped catfish), 2429 nucleotides. RefSeq names its product transcription factor AP-2 epsilon (gene tfap2e). The record is from RefSeq and is a predicted model, not a curated record. Lineage: Eukaryota; Metazoa; Chordata; Actinopteri; Siluriformes; Pangasiidae. Bases 668 to 1918 code for a protein of 416 amino acids. Gene Ontology annotation, biological process: regulation of cell population proliferation; regulation of transcription by RNA polymerase II; anatomical structure development. Gene Ontology annotation, cellular component: nucleus. The transcript is spliced from 7 exons. Gene Ontology annotation, molecular function: RNA polymerase II transcription regulatory region sequence-specific DNA binding; DNA-binding transcription factor activity, RNA polymerase II-specific.
CAUAUACAGUGAUACGCACUCAAAGUGCAGGUGAUGCAUUGAAUUUGCUUUAUUCUACUGCGUACAUCAUUGCCAUGUUAAUCAAAUAUAAUGCGUCAACACAGUUAUUGUGUACGGAUGACAUAAGCUGUUAUGUUAAAUCAAUUUUAAUUGAAUGCACAAUGAUUUCAGCUUUAAGAUAAGCUAUCAGGAUGACAAAGUACCAUUGCAAUAGGUAAUCUAAGUCAAUUGUGCAUUUGUGGCUAUUCACAAUCACUCAGACAUGUUUGCAGGAGAAAUAUUAAACAGAUUGUAACCCGUUAAUUUGCGUGUUAGUUCCAGGAGGAUGUUUGGAAAUGCAAUCUGAAAAAAAAACAAAAAAACUCAGGAUUGAUACCACAAAAUAAAACCGUGCUCAGAGAUCACUUGUGCUACGGUGGCAGAAUUGAUUUCACUCUCACAAAAUUGAUUUGGUGCUGGCUGAAAGCAUCAUAAGCUACUGUGUGCCAUGGAGUCCAGCACUGUUUCAUUACAGAGCUGUCGAUGAUUUAGUUAAAUGCGCGAGAGCAGGCUCUGAGAAAGAGAUUUUUUUUUUUUUGAAGAAUUCUUGUUUCGUUUUUCCUAAAAUGCGCAGAAUAAGUCAUGUGUUUAUCUGAAUUUAAAACGCUGAAGCACCUGAUGCAUUAAAAUGGAGCGCUCGGAUGGGCUCUCGGGUUCCUCACCGAGACUGUCUCAGCUCUGCUCUCUGAAUCAGACGGCUUACUCUGCGGCUCCUCCGCUGUGCCACACUCCGGCCUCGGACUUCCAGCCGCCGUACUUCCCUCCUCCGUAUCCGCAGGCGUCGCUCUCCUACUCGCAGGCUCAGGACUCGGGAUACCCGCACCUGGCCGACCCGUACCAGUCCAUCAGCUCCCUGCAUCAGCACCAGCAGGCCGCCUGGCACCCCCCGCGGGGCCGCAACCCGGAGGACGCGGGAGUCCUACCGCAGCCACACCGCGCGCUGAGCCUCGAGCCCCGGCGUGAAUACCCCGGUGUUCCCCGGCUCCUGCACGCGCUCGGUGAGGGCGCGGGCGCGCUGGGAGACGCGCCGCUCGGUGUGCACGCGGCUCAGCAUGGCGCUGACGAACUGCAGGGUAUGGAGGAAGCGUCAUCCUUGGGAAUCUUGGAUCAUUCUGUUAUUAAGAAAGUUCCUGUCCCGUCCAAGUUGAACGGCUCUGCUCUGUCUGUCCUGUCCAUUGGUAAGGACGGUUUGGGUCUCGGCGGUGUGUCCAACCCUGCUGAGGUCUUCUGCUCGGUGCCUGGACGCCUGUCCCUCCUCAGCUCUACGUCCAAGUACAAGGUGACAGUGGGGGAGGUCCAGCGGAGACUGUCUCCUCCUGAGUGUCUCAACGCCUCGCUGUUAGGAGGAGUGCUACGGAGAGCAAAGUCAAAGAACGGCGGCCGCUGCCUCCGUGAGCGUCUGGAGAAGAUCGGCCUCAACCUUCCUGCCGGCCGCCGCAAGGCAGCUAACGUCACACUCCUCACAGCGCUAGUGGAAGGUGAGGCAGUCCACCUGGCGCGAGACUUUGGUUAUGUGUGUGAGACGGAGUUCCCGGCGAGGGCGACUGCAGAGUACUUAUGCAGGCAGAGUGAUCCAGACCAGCUACCCACAAGGCGAAGCAUGCUGCUGGCCACCAAGGAGAUCUGCAAAGAGUUUGUUGACCUCAUGUCCCAGGACAGGUCGCCGCUGGGUGCGAGUCGGCCCACGCCAUGCCUGGAGCCCGGGGUUCAAGGCAGCCUGACCCACUUCAGCCUGCUCACCCAUGGCUUUGGCACACCAGCCAUCUGCGCUGCCCUCUGCGCCUUCCAGAGCUACCUGCUGGAGGCCCUCAAACUGCUGGACAAAGCCGAGGGAGGCGGCAAAGGCCACCAGGAGAAAGACCUCAAACACUGCAAAUGAAGCAGUGGUGCAUAUCCGGCAACAUCUCAAAGACAGAGACUGAGCUCUUCCCCAGCCUUUAGGAGAGAGAGAGAGAGUGUGUGUGUGUGUAUGUGUAUUUAUGUGUGUGGGUGUGUGUGUGCUUGCUAUCCGAAUCUAACUGAAUCAGCUGCUGGAUUCAAAUCAACCUCUGUGUUACAGGAGCAAUUAGGAUAUGAUGUCCUCUGGAGAGAGAGAGAGAGAGAGAGAGAGAGAGAAAGAGAGAGAGAGUAUAAAUCAUAGCUUCUCACUUUUCUUGAUUGUCGGGUGGACAUUCAGAACAGCACCCCUGUGCACUUGUGAAAGGCAGCUAGAGAUGGCGUGCAUCGCUGACGGGAGGAUUCGUUGAGAAACAAUGCAAAUAUUGUCUUUUUGUACUCCCUACUGUAUGUUUAUUACCCAUGUUAUCCUUAUUAUUAUUAUUAUUAAUGUAUUUCAAGGUAAAUGUAAUAUAUUAUUAAAACAAAAUAAUGGAUUGUGCUUGGUUAAUGCA